GCUACUCAAACGCCAGCCGUUAUAUUAGGAAUGAUUAUAUCAUUAAUAAUCAGAGCCCACAUAAUAACAAAAUUAUUCGCUAGCUGGAUGAAUUAGCCUUUAUAACAGUGACUUCUCCUAUUACGUGAAAAGUCAUCACGUCUGUUUCAGUCGGUGACAGACCUGUGGCCUGUGCUAGUUCUCCUAGUUAGCUAAUUUAUCUAACGCUAAGAUAACUAGUUAUCUUAUUGACUGCGUUCAGAAACAAAGAUAAACGUUACUGACGUUGGGUUAAGUUAGGGCUAGGUUGGGCUUAGUUACUGACGGUCGGCUGUGGUCGUGGGGAACGUAGACCGUUAGUUAACCUAGCGUAUGUCCUGGUGAGAUCCGGAAAGGGCACCGUUCAGACCUUUCUGACAGGAGUCUGGAAGAAUGUCUGAAAAACCGACCCGAAUUGCCAUCGUCAACCAUGACAAGUGCAAGCCAAAGAAAUGCAGACAAGAAUGCAAGAAAAGUUGCCCAGUGGUUCGAAUGGGAAAGCUGUGUAUAGAGGUCACCCCACAGAGCAAACUUGUCUGGAUAUCUGAAUCACUCUGUAUAGGAUGUGGUAUCUGCAUUAAGAAAUGUCCAUUUGGGGCCUUGGCCAUUGUCAACCUACCAAGUAACCUUGAGAAAGAGACCACUCACAGAUACUGUGCCAAUUCUUUCAAACUCCACAGGCUACCGAUACCCAGACCAGGAGAGGUUUUAGGGCUGGUGGGAACCAACGGCAUCGGAAAGUCAACUGCACUUAAGAUCCUGGCAGGAAAACAGAAGCCAAACUUGGGAAAAUAUGACGUGAGUGCUCCCCCUGACUGGCAGGAGAUCCUGACUUACUUCCGUGGGUCUGAGCUGCAGAAUUACUUCACUAAGAUCCUUGAAGAUGAUUUGAAGGCCAUUGUGAAGCCUCAAUAUGUGGACCAGAUCCCCAAAACUGUCAAAGGCAGUGUAGGGUCUAUUCUGAGCAGGAAGGACGACACUAAAACGGAGAGCGUGGUCUGUGAACAACUGGACCUGACUCAUCUCAGGGACAGAAACGUGGAGGACUUGUCAGGGGGAGAACUGCAGCGUUUUGCCUGUGCUGUGGUUUGUAUCCAGAGGGCAGACAUUUUCAUGUUUGACGAGCCGUCCAGUUACCUGGACGUGAAGCAGAGACUGAAGGCUGCCAUCACCAUUCGCUCUCUUAUCACGCCAGACAGAUACAUCAUCGUAGUGGAGCAUGACCUCAGUGUUCUGGACUACCUGUCUGACUUCAUCUGCUGCUUAUAUGGAGUACCCAGCGCAUAUGGUGUGGUUACCAUGCCCUUCAGUGUGCGCGAAGGCAUCAACAUAUUUCUGGAUGGCUACGUGCCAACAGAGAACCUUCGGUUCCGCGAGACGUCACUGGUGUUCAAGGUGGCCGAAACAGCCACGGAGGAGGAGGUGAAGAAAAUGUGUCGCUACCAGUACCCCAACAUGAUGAAGGUGAUGGGCGACUUUGAGCUGAAGAUCUCCGGGGGCGAGUUCACGGACUCAGAGAUUAUGGUGAUGCUCGGGGAGAAUGGCACUGGCAAAACCACCUUUAUUAGGAUGCUGGCUGGCCGACUAAAACCAGAUGAUGGUGGAGAGGUGCCUAUCCUCAAUGUUAGCUAUAAGCCUCAAAAGAUCAGCCCCAAGUUUAAAGGUAGCGUGCGUGCUCUGCUCCACGAGAAGAUCAGAGACGCAUACACACACCCGCAGUUCGUCACAGAUGUCAUGAAGCCCAUGCAGAUUGACAGCAUCAUUGAUCAGGAUGUUCAGAACUUGUCUGGAGGAGAGCUUCAGAGAGUGGCGCUGGCUCUUUGUCUGGGAAAGCCCGCAGAUGUCUACCUGAUAGACGAGCCCUCAGCCUACCUGGACUCCGAGCAGCGUCUGAUGGCUGCUAGGGUCAUCAAACGAUUCAUUCUCCAUGCAAAGAAAACAGCCUUCGUGGUUGAGCACGACUUCAUCAUGGCCACGUAUCUGGCUGACCGUGUUAUUGUGUUCGAUGGAGUUCCAUCAAAAAGGACGACCGCAAACAUGCCACAGACGCUGCUUGCAGGGAUGAACAAGUUCCUCUCUCUGCUGGAGAUCACGUUCCGCAGAGACCCCAACAAUUUCAGACCAAGAAUCAAUAAACUCAAUUCCAUUAAGGAUGUGGAGCAGAAGAAAGGGGGUAACUACUUCUUCCUCGAUGACUAGUUUCAUCCCUCUCGACAGGAUCUGGCUGUCCUCCCAAAAUCACACACUUCAGCAAGAUUGAGAAAGGGGGAAAGAGUUUGCUAAUGAGAUGUGGACUCUGGACCUGCUGCUAUAAGCUUGCUUCUGCCUUCCACUACAGACUUAUUCUCUUUUUAUUGGUACUUUAAGGAAAACUUCUGUAUUGGCAUUCUCAAUACAUUUUCAGUGUUUGACCACCAGAGGGCACCUGACUACCUGUACUGGCACAUGCAUUAAUAUUAUGGCUCUCAAUUCUCAUGUCUUUUAAUGUUGAUUAAAAGAUAUGUGGAUGACAAA
Molecule: messenger RNA, 2532 nt
Organism: Electrophorus electricus (electric eel)
Lineage: Eukaryota; Metazoa; Chordata; Actinopteri; Gymnotiformes; Gymnotidae
Product: ATP-binding cassette sub-family E member 1
Molecular function (GO): ATP hydrolysis activity; ATP binding
Source: RefSeq, a predicted model, not a curated record